Molecule: messenger RNA, 1427 nt
Organism: Aspergillus ibericus CBS 121593
Lineage: Eukaryota; Fungi; Ascomycota; Eurotiomycetes; Eurotiales; Aspergillaceae
Product: ribonuclease III
Exons: 2
Coding region: 13-1098 (361 amino acids)
Biological process (GO): primary miRNA processing; regulation of gene expression; rRNA processing
Cellular component (GO): nucleus
Molecular function (GO): ribonuclease III activity; double-stranded RNA binding
Source: RefSeq, a predicted model, not a curated record
CUAUGGCAGAUCAUGGGUUCGAAAAGGAAAUCUGUAUUCUCAUUGCCUCUCGGGGAUGGUCAAAAGAAGGCAAAAUGUGUUAAUUCCCAAGAGACGAAAGAGCUGUCACCCUCCCCGAGAAACCAGCAAUGCAAAACUAUUGAUUUCGUUCUGCUGAGGACUCUGCUUCAGGAUAUCAUAAAGAAAAAUGUCACUCCAAAGAGCCACCUUAUUGCGACAAACGCCGAUGUUUUAACUGCAGCCACCGAGCUUGAUGCAGCCUUGCACCGUGCAGAAAGUUCCAUGUCUUCUACCCCGAGUGGCCUCAACGAUACUACUCUACCGCUGCAGGCUUCCGGUGCCAGGGUGGAGUGUUCCUUACCUACACUACCACCUAUCUUGGACAACAUACUCGAAAGCGCAGUUUUUACUCACCCGGGCGUGAGUAACAAUAUUGGAGCUACUUAUGACCGACUUGAGGUGCUUGGAGAUGCGUAUAUAGAACUUAUUUCUACCAAACUCAUCUGGAACAGGUUCCAGGACAUCCCUUCUGGUCGAAUAUCUCAGAUCCGCGAACUUCUUGUAAAAAACGAGACUUUGUCAAAUUAUGCGACUAUGUACGGACUCGACCGCAGGGCUUCCGUGCCGCCGGAUUACCUAAAACAACCUAGAAGAUGGGUCAAGACAAAGGCAGACAUCUUUGAAGCUUAUGUAGCUGCUGUUGUCUUGUCUGAUCCAAUCAAUGGGUACUGCGUUGCCGAGGAAUGGUUAUCAAAAUUGUGGUUGCCAAAGAUCGAGCAAUUUGGACAACAAAAGUCUUCUUUGCAAGCCAAAGAAUCUCUUGCGAAAAAGAUUAUGGGCAAGGGAAUCAAACUCAAAUAUGUCGACGAGCACCCCCCUGUUCAGGGAGGAAGGGGGUUGCAGACAUACUUUAUCGGAGUAUAUCUCACCGGCUGGGGUUGGGAUCAUAAGCAUCUUGGUUCCGGCCAAGGUUCCAGCAAGGCAAUUGCAGGAGAUGAGGCCGCUGAGAAGGCAUUACUUAAUGAAAGCCUGAUUGAUGAGAUUAUGGAAGCUAAGAAAGCACAUCUAGCCAAGGCACAAAAACCUCUUACUCUCUAGAGCCAUAUUAUUGAGGCCAGCAUUUAUUGAAUGCAAAAGCAUCGAUUACUUGCAGCGCUAUUCUCAGAUAGGAGUUUCUAACUUGGGUUCCCGAAGCUUACUUUACAACCUCAACGAGGUAUUAGAGCAUUGCUUUUUAUGACUGGUGACUAAGAUUCCAUCACUAUUGGGUGCUCAAAAACUGUGAUUCAAGAUGAAGUUUUCCGUACGGCGUACACAAUUGACUCCCAGUCAGACCCAAUGGACGGACUUGCACGUACUCGACACACCUGGCGUUUAGCCACCUCAUUUAAAUAAAUUAUAGAAACUGUCUUUUGUUUGAUGAUUUU